Messenger RNA from Esox lucius (northern pike), 4239 nucleotides. RefSeq names its product zinc finger protein 260-like. Gene Ontology annotation, molecular function: DNA-binding transcription activator activity, RNA polymerase II-specific; RNA polymerase II cis-regulatory region sequence-specific DNA binding. NCBI's taxonomy places the organism in Eukaryota, Metazoa, Chordata, Actinopteri, Esociformes, Esocidae. Gene Ontology annotation, cellular component: nucleus. The transcript is spliced from 3 exons. The coding region runs from base 94 to 1971 and encodes 625 amino acids. The record is from RefSeq and is a predicted model, not a curated record. Gene Ontology annotation, biological process: regulation of transcription by RNA polymerase II.
AGAAGAAAUAAUCUGCUUGUACAUUUUGGAACAGUUGGAUUAGUUUAAGACGUCAGGAAGUUUUUGUGAAAUACAAAAAUAAAUUUCCCUAAAAUGCAGAGGGAGGACAAACCCAGCCUGCUGCUCUCCUUGCACACUGAGCCCAAACAAGAGUCACUGGAUUCUGAUUAUGAACGUAAAGCUCAGUGGGCAUUGAGGGAUUCAGAGAUGACAUCAGGUAAGCUGGAAGACAAAAGUCAAACGCUGCGACUGAAUGUUUCCAUUAAAGAUGAAGAGGAGGAGAAAAAUGUGGUUAUCAUUAAUAACGGAGAGGGAGAUUUACUCGCUCAAGAUGGGAUUCCUGAAGUGGAGACGCUUGGAAAGAAACAACAGCAAGUCUACAAUGAUAAAUCCUACCAUUGUGAAGAACAUUUCUUAUCUCUAUCACUGUUAAAAAGACACGUUAACAUACAUCCUGGAGAUAAACCUUACUCCUGCUUUGACUGUGGGAAGUGUUUCAAUACAUCAUCUGAUCUUACUAAACAUCAAAGAGUGCACACAGGUGAGAAAUAUCACUCCUGUUCUGUCUGUGGGAAGAGCUUCUUUCGAUUAGGCCACCUUAAAGCUCACCAGGGCAUACAUACUGGUGAGAAACCUUACUCCUGUUUUGACUGUGGGAAGUGUUUCAUUACAUCAUCUGAUCUUACUAAACAUCUGAGAGUGCACACCGGUGAGAAACCUCACUCCUGUUCUGUCUGUGGGAAGAGUUUCUCUCGAUUAGAUCUCUUUAAAGCUCACCAGCUAAUACAUACUGGAGAGAAGCCUUUCUCCUGUUCUGACUGUGGAAAGUGUUUCAUUGCAUCAUCUUAUCUUACUAGACAUCAGAGAUUGCACACAGGUACAAAGCCUUACUCCUGUUUUGACUGUGGGAAGUGUUUCAUUAGAUCAACUGAACUUAAUAAACAUCGGAGAGUGCACACAGGUGAGAAACCUCACUCCUGUUCUGACUGUGGGAAGACUUUUUCGCGAUUAGAUCUCUUUAAAGCUCACCAGCUAAUACAUACUGGAGAGAAGCCUUUCUCCUGUUCUGACUGUGGGAAGUGUUUCAUUACAUCAUCUGAUCUUACUAAACAUCGGAGAAUGCAUACAGGUGAAAAACCUCAUUCCUGUUCUGACUGUGGGAAGAGUUUCUCUCGAUUAGAUAUCUUUAAAGCUCACCAGCGCAUACAUACUGGAGAGAAGCCUUUCUCCUGUUCUGACUGUGGAAAGUGUUUCAUUGCAUCAUCUUAUCUUAUUAGGCAUCAGAAAGUGCACACAGGUGAGAAGCCUUACUCCUGUUUUGACUGUGGGAAGUGUUUCAUUAGAUCAUCUGAACUUAUUAAUCAUCAGAGAGUGCACACAGGUGAGAAGCCUUACUCCUGCUCUGACUGUGGAAAGAGUUUCUCUCAGUUAGGUAUCUUUAAAGCUCACCAGCGCAUACAUACUGGAGAGAAGCCUUUCUCCUGUUCUGACUGUGGAAAGUGUUUCAUUACAUCAUCUGAACUUAUUAGGCAUCAGAGAGUGCACAGAGGGGAGAAGCCUUACUCCUGUUUUGACUGUGGGAAGUGUUUCAUUAGAUCAUCUGAACUUAUUAAUCAUCAGAGAGUGCACACAGGUGAGAAACCUUACUCUUGUUCUGACUGUGGGAAGAGUUUCUCUCGAUUAGGUCACCUUAAAGCUCAUGAGGGCAUACAUACUGGUGAGAAGCCUUACUCCAGUUUUGACUGUGGCAAGUGUUUUAUUUCAUCAUCUGAACUUAUUAGGCAUCAGAGACUCCACACAGGUGAGAAACCUUACUCCUGUUCUGACUGUGGGAAGACUUUCUCUCGAUUAGGUAGUCUUAAAUCUCACCAGCCCAUACAUACUGGAGAGAAGCCUUACUCCUGUUCUGACUGUGGGAAGACUUUCUCUCGAUUAGGUAGUCUUAAAACUCACCAGCGCAUACAUACUUGACAGAUCCCUUACUCCUGUUCUGACUGGUGUUUCAUUAGAUACUAUGAACUUAUUAAGCAUUGGCGAAUGCAGACUGGUGAGAAGUCAUACUCCUGUUCUGACUGUGGGAAAUGUUUUACUGGAUCAUCUAAUCUUACUAAACAUCAGAGACUGCACAUAGUUAUGAAGCCUUACUCCUAUUCUGACUGUGGAAGUGUCUCUCUCAGUCAGGUAGCCUUUAUGCUCACCAGCACAUACAUGAACACUAAUCUCAAACAUUACAAACAGACACUGGAGAUUCAUUUUGAACAUUUGACAGACUGGACAGUGGAUAAGCUAGUGUUUUACAACAUCAAGUAGUUUAACUGUCUGUUGUGGAAAUGCCAUCCCAGUGGCCACACACUUACCAGGUCACUAAAUGUCCAUUGUAAAUGAUUUUGUCAAGCUAAAUACAAGGCUAUACUCAGGUCCAACCAAGAGCUCUUCAAAAGAUUGUGAGCCAGCUUUAUGAUCUGUUAAUUACAUGCUCAUUUGCCCAAGUCGCUUCAAGAUCCCUUUCACAUAUGUGACCCAUAAACAAAAGACAUUCAAAAUAAAGGAUACCAACAAUAACAUGUUAUACAUUUUCAUUAUUUAACACAAUUGGUUUAUUUAACAAAAACUCAGAUUUCAUGUGUGGAAAAAUGUGAAACCCUUCAUUCCAUUGCUUAUGGCACCUCCAUUACCAGUGAAAACUAACUCCAAUCAACUCCAAUCACAUCUUAUUGGUCUCUUUUUAGGUCCACCCCCCACUUCUGCUUAUAGAACUCAGCCUUUACGUGAGUUUUGAGGGGUGUCUGUCAAGUACUACCGUCUUCAGCGCCUGCCACAGCAUCUUGAUUGGAUUAAGGUCAGAUCUUUGACUUGGCCCUUCCAAAACACAUCAUCAUUCUCUUGAGACAUGUUUUGAGUUGUUGUCUCGUUGUCAGAAAAAGGUUUGGGAUUAUAAAAGCAGCCACAGGUCUUGGCAUUCCCACCACCAUGCUUGAGAGUUGGAAUUGGAUUAUUUUGGUGGUAGAAUGUGUUGGGUUUCUGCCAAACAAUGGUUUUGAUUGUGAAUAAACUGGUUCAUUUUGGACUCAUCUGUCCAGGUGCUCACUAUAUAUUUCAAUUAUUGGCAUCAAGGUGGACUGAUGGAGCUCCAAUCUUUUUGAGAUGGUUGUAUCGCCUUCCCCUGACUGAUGUGCUCUUGCUACCCUCCUGAUGCCUUUUAAGAUCUCCUUCUAUUUCGACAUGGUGGGUUUUACACCCACCUCUAUGGGUAACAACAAAUUGAGCAGCUUUUUCAUCCAUUUAUCAGUCCCUCUCAAAGACUUUCCUCGUUUUUUUUACUCAACAUUAUUUCUUCUAAUCCAACAUGUGGAAUUGUACAAGAGGUUCAUGUACUGUCAAAGCAGCACUGUUUAGCUCUUUAUCCCCUGAUCAUUUUAUCUCUAUUAAAACCUUAAUUAAAUGCAUAAUAAAACAUGAAUGCUUACAUGGUAGAAAAUGUAUUUUAACUAAACAAGGAUAUGGUGCCAUAGCAUACAUUACAUUACAACACAUUUUCAGUAGUUUCACCCAAAAUAUUUGUAUCAAGGUCUGAUGUCAGACUGACCCAAAUUGUAACUGUGCCUUUCAUCAUUUAAGAAACAUAGCAAAUGUGAGAUCGUUUCUCUGCGUGCCAAGUCUGUCACAUGUUUUUUUCUUUCUUUUUUCUUUACAUACUUUUAGUUUAUAUCAUGAUGUUUUACAGUUGAAUCACUUAGAAAUUAAUUUAAUGUACAGACUGCAAAAAAUAUGAUUUUAAGUCACACCUGUAUACACAAACAAUUCUCAAAGAUAUAGUAGGGUUGGAAAAUGUUUGACAACCAGUAGUUGUCAAACUAGAAUUUCAUUAUUAGAUAUUUUAAUUUCUGUAGUUCUUUUCUAUGUAUUUUAUUUGUCUUGUGUUGUAUGUAGAAGAUUAUUACUUUCUGUUCAUUGUUUAUUUGGAUCCUCAUUAAUUCCUGCCAAAGCAGCAGAUCUUCCAGGGGCCUUUUACCAGGUUAAAUAAAUAAUCAUAUGUUCUUACAGUAGUGAUUUUAAAACAUUUCAAAUCUUCAGUGUUUGAAUUUCAUUGACUUCAUCUUUAUAACCUUGGUAGCUAUUUGACCUUGUGUAAAUGAUCUUGUUAAAUCAGCAGAGGUAUAUACAUUCUGUUCAUCCUAGCUUUGUGUCAUCAAUCUGAAUGGUUUGGAAAUGGAGACUGAUUAAACUCCUUACAAUGAA